Canis lupus familiaris (dog) is the source of this 2864-nucleotide messenger RNA. It is a transcript of the gene RIPK2, whose product is annotated as receptor interacting serine/threonine kinase 2. The transcript has 12 exons. Gene Ontology annotation, biological process: positive regulation of canonical NF-kappaB signal transduction; protein phosphorylation; innate immune response. The record is from RefSeq and is a predicted model, not a curated record. The coding region runs from base 212 to 1699 and encodes 495 amino acids. Gene Ontology annotation, molecular function: JUN kinase kinase kinase activity; ATP binding. Gene Ontology annotation, cellular component: cytoplasm. NCBI's taxonomy places the organism in Eukaryota, Metazoa, Chordata, Mammalia, Carnivora, Canidae.
CAUCCCCUGCCGCAAGCUCGCCGACCUGCGCUACCUGAGCCGCGGCGCGUCGGGCACCGUGUCGUCCGCCCGCCACGCGGACUGGCGCGUGCAGGUGGCCGUGAAGCAGCUGCACAUCCACAGCCCGCUGCGCGACAGCCAUUCAUCCAGAGCUUGAGUGGUUUAAGCACCAACUAAUCAUCAUCGCUUACCCAAUAACCUUCUCCUGGAGAUGUUUCUAUUCUGUUACUGCUGCUACCAACACCUCCAUCCAUGUGAAAGAAAUGAUGUUUUAAGAGAAGCUGAAAUUUUACACAAAGCUAGAUUUAGUUACAUUCUUCCAAUUUUGGGAAUUUGCAAUGAGCCUGAAUUUUUGGGAAUAGUUACGGAAUACAUGCCAAAUGGAUCAUUAAAUGAACUCCUACACAGGAAAACAGAAUAUCCUGAUGUUGCUUGGCCACUGAGAUUUCGUAUCCUGCAUGAAAUUGCACUAGGGGUAAACUAUCUGCACAAUAUGAAUCCUCCUCUACUUCAUCAUGACUUGAAGACUCAAAAUAUCUUAUUGGAUAAUGAAUUCCAUGUUAAGAUCGCAGAUUUUGGUUUAUCAAAAUGGCGUACGAUGUCCCUCUCACAAUCACGAACUAGUAAAUCUUCACCAGAAGGAGGGACAAUUAUCUAUAUGCCACCUGAGAACUAUGAACCUGGACAAAAAUCAAGGGCCAGUGUCAAGCAUGAUAUAUAUAGCUAUGCAGUGAUCACAUGGGAAGUCUUAUCCAGAAAACAGCCUUUUGAAGAAGUCACCAAUCCUUUGCAGAUCAUGUAUAGUGUAUCACAAGGACAUCGACCAAACACUAAUGAAGAAAGUUUGCCACUUGAUAUACCUCAUCGAGCACUUAUGAUCUCUCUAAUAGAAAGUGGAUGGGCACAAAAUCCAGAUGAAAGACCAUCUUUCUUAAAAUGUUUAAUACAACUUGAACCAGUUCUCAGGACAUUUGAAGAGAUAACUUUUCUUGAAGCUGUUAUUCAACUAAAGAAAACAAAGUUACAGAGUGCUUUGAGCACUCUUCACUUAUGUGACAAGAAGGAAAUGGAGUCUUCUCUGAACAUACCUGUUACUCAUGGACCACAGGAGGAAUCGUGUGGAUCCUCUCAGCCCCAUGAAAAUAGUGUUUCUACUGGAGCCUCGGAAUCCCUGUCAGCUCCUCAAGAUAAUAAUUUUUUAUCUAGAAAAACUCAAGACUUUUCUCCGGUGUGUCACUAUCCAGUAAAUCACAGUUGCAAUAGUAACAUCUCUGCAGCUCAGAAGUGGACGUUUUGUGAUCACAAGACCACCCCAUGCGCGUUAACAGUAAUAAAUCCAUUCUCAGCUGAGGGAAACACAGAGCGAUUACAGCCUGGCAUAGCCCAGCAGUGGAUCCAGAGUAAAAGGGAAGACAUUGUGAGCCAGAUGACAGAAGCCUGCCUUAACCAGUCGCUAGAUGCUCUCCUGUCCAGGGACUUGAUCAUGAAGGAGGACUAUGAACUCGUUAGUACUAAACCUACAAGGACCUCAAAAGUCAGACAGUUACUGGACACCAGUGACAUCCAAGGAGAAGAAUUUGCCAGAAUUAUAGUACAAAAGUUGAAAGAUAACAAGCAAAUGGGUCUUCAGCCUUACCCGGAAAUACUUGUGGUUUCUCGAUCACAACCUUUAAAUUCAUUUCAAAAUAAAAACUUAUAAGUGACUCUUUUUCAAGAAGAAAAGUCUUUCUAUAAGAGGUUAUUUUAUAUUUCUGUUGCCUUUAUCAUGUCGUUUUUAUAAAAUCCACAUGAAUAUUAGAAGUUUUAAUUGAAGUUUCUUCUUCAGGUAAAUAUUAGUCUUCUUCCAUAACAUUAUAGUAUGUUUUUAAAUUAAUAUAUUGGAAAGUUUGUGUUUUGCUACAUGGUUCCAUUGUUUUGUCUCCUUGGUUAAUUGAAAUUAUUUUUUAAAUGUAAUAGUUCUCAUAUAUCACAAUGCCUUGAGGUGUCAUGCAUUGCUCAUGGAAGCCAUUUUCAUAUUCACUUUCCUUGUGGAUGAUUUAUUACUUGUCAAAGAUACAGUUUGGCUUUUGGAACUUUAACCUUUAUACUCAAAUUAGAGUUAGCGCACCAUUUCUAACAUAGAGUGCCAGGUUCAAAUCCUCUCCAAAAGGUUAUGCAUUAAACUGUGUUAUCCAGAUUACAUUUUUUAAAUCUUCUUCAUUGAAUUCUUAAAAAAAAAAAAAAAGUUUCAAAGGUCAAAUGAUACAAAGGAGAUGAAGAAAAAAAUCUUUCAACAUAUGUUUCUGCUCUCACUUCUAACCUCAGCUAGCAACCAAGGUGACUAAAACUAACAGCACAAUAUUUAUCCUUCUAUACCCUUCUUCCUACUGACAUGUAUAUGCUCAUUUGGGAAAGGGUUUUUCGUUAAUAUUAUUACAGUACAUCAUACUACAACCUAAUUUUUGCACUUAAUAGUACAUCAUGCACAGCCUUCCAGGUCAUGUAUAAAUCUAACUCAUUCUUUUUAACUGCUGCAUAGUAUCAAGGCUGCUUUUUUAUUUUUUUAACUUGUUCAAGUUUAGCCAAAACAAUAAUGAUACAAUGUGAAGUGGGGUUUUUUUUGUUUGUUUUGUUUUGGUUUGUUUUGGUUUAUGUCACUAAAUGAAAACUUACAAGGCAUAAUUGCUCUUCUGAAAAUGUUUAUUAGUAAUGUCAUCAAAAACUGUGAUGCAGGAUAAAUUUGAAAGUACAGACUUUCAAGAAGGACCAGACCCACCGUAUGAAAAAAGAAGAAGAAGAGUAAAAAUGACCAGAAAGCAUGGGGGCAAUUAUAUAUUUUAUUAAAAUAUUUAGUAUUUUAAUCUCCAUUUGGAGCUUGACAUUAA